This is a messenger RNA of Homo sapiens (human), 759 nucleotides long. It is a transcript of the gene MICOS13, whose product is annotated as mitochondrial contact site and cristae organizing system subunit 13. The transcript has 4 exons. The coding region runs from base 102 to 434 and encodes 110 amino acids. Gene Ontology annotation, cellular component: mitochondrial inner membrane. The record is from RefSeq and is a predicted model, not a curated record. NCBI's taxonomy places the organism in Eukaryota, Metazoa, Chordata, Mammalia, Primates, Hominidae.
CGAGCCCUUGGCGUUCAGUUCGCGGUGUCAGCCUCCGCCUCCGAGCCUCAGUUGUCUUCUCUGUGAGGUGGGAAUGCCGGUGAAUCCUGCCGCUGGCGUGGAUGAGAAGUGAAUGCGUGCUCGGAGCUGCGAGUGACAGCGGGCAGGAGGCGCCCAGGGACACUUGGUUUCUCCAGGGCUGGAAGGCUUCUAGAAGGUUCCUCAUCAAGGGAAGUGUGGCUGGGGGCGCCGUCUACCUGGUGUACGACCAGGAGCUGCUGGGGCCCAGCGACAAGAGCCAGGCAGCCCUACAGAAGGCUGGGGAGGUGGUCCCCCCCGCCAUGUACCAGUUCAGCCAGUACGUGUGUCAGCAGACAGGCCUGCAGAUACCCCAGCUCCCAGCCCCUCCAAAGAUUUACUUUCCCAUCCGUGACUCCUGGAAUGCAGGGAUCUAAAAGGGAAAGGAGGCCGAGCACAGUGGCUCACGCCUGUAAUCCCAGCACUUUGGGAGGCUGAGGUGGGCGGAUCAUCUGAAGUCAGGAGUUCGAGACCAGCCUGGGCAACAUGGUGAAACCCCAUCUCUACUAAAAAUACAAAAAUUAACCGUGCGUGGUGGUGCACACCUGUAAUCCCAGCUGCUGCUUGAGAGGCUGAAGCAGGAGAAUUGCUUGAACCCAGGAGGCAGAGGUUGCAGUGAGCCGAGGUUGCACCACUGCACUCCAGCCUGGGCGACAGGGCGAGACUCCAUCUCAAAAAAAUAAAAUACAAAAAUUAGCCUGG